This is a messenger RNA of Cloeon dipterum, 5180 nucleotides long. RefSeq lists its product as uncharacterized. The transcript is spliced from 3 exons. The coding region runs from base 9 to 5000 and encodes 1663 amino acids. NCBI's taxonomy places the organism in Eukaryota, Metazoa, Arthropoda, Insecta, Ephemeroptera, Baetidae. The record is from RefSeq and is a predicted model, not a curated record.
GGAGCAGCAUGACUGCAACACGGAAAGUUCUUGGGCUGCUCGCCUUCGUGAUACUUUCCGUAGCUGCCAACCCUGCCAGCCGUAUAGACCAAGGGAUUUCAGACGCACUUGGAACUGACGAUCUGUUAAGAAAAACCUACCAAGCUACGAAAAUUGUAGAUGGCAAAGACACAAUCGUUCUGUUGGGCAACACGGGCACUGGUAAAAGCACCCUCUCCAAGUAUAUCCGAGGUGAUCCGACUCUAAGGGUGGAAAAAAUCACCCUAACUCAACCAUCGGCGAAGGAAACUUCGGAACUUGAGUCAUGGUACCAGAACUCGGAAGAAAAUCAGUCGAUCGGUGAUCAAAAAAUAAAUUAUCGUUUGAUAUUCACGGACGGCGACGUGAAAAUUGGAAGCAACAGUAGUCAUAAAUCGAAAACGCUGGUUCCCAACGUGGACGUAGACUCGGAGACCGGCAUCCAUAUAGUUGAUUGCGCAGGAUUUACAGACACUAGAGGGUCCAAAGUCGAUUUGGCGGCUGCCUAUUUCAACAAAAAGUUGUUGGACUCGAGCCGCAAGGUAAAAAUAGUCAUCGUGGAAAAUUACGCGAACCUCAAGCAGCACGGGAGUCGCGACUCGUUCCCAAACACGCUCAAAUACACAGCCAAUUUGAUCGGGGAAAAUUUGGACGAAUUGGAGGGUUCCAUGGGUUUAGUCGUCACGAAAGUCGAGAGAAUGGAAAACAUAAAAACCGCUUUUACAGAGGUGAAACAGUAUCUUUCCAGUACCUUAAAACAUCUUGAGGAAAUUAAGGAAGGAAAUGACAACAAAGAGGCUGAAGAUUCUCUUAGAAAAGCCCGACUACUUGAGUACUUGAGAGCAAAUGUUCAACUUUUUCUGGCUCCGCAGAGUGAAAAGCUAGAACCAGAUGAACGAAAUAGGAAGAUCCUGCGGAAAUUUGUGUUCGAUCGGCUGAAUUUUUCAAAGCCAUUCUCGUACGAAUUCCAAGCAACUGUGGCAGCAGAAACGAAGAUUUACAUUCGAGACGAACUCUCUUCCGCCACAGAGGCAGCCAUCCGAAACGAAAUCCAGAAGUUGCAAGACCAUUUGACCCAAUAUGUCGGCGCAGCAGUAACGGUUGACAUGAGGCCGGCGAAUCUAAUGACACGAAAUGCAAUUGCAUUUUGUUCAAAUUUCCUGAAUGCCGUGAAAAACGUUAACAACCUGGAGCAGCUCUUGAUGUUUGCAAAAAGAAGAAUUAAAGGAGACGGGAGAAACUUUGCUGAGGUGCAGUUUCAACUGGAGAACGCGAAAUUUUUCUACCAGUUAAUCGGCAGGGACUUUACCGAGCUUGAAACCUCAUUGAUGUUGAGCUUGAAGACAUCUAUCCAAGAUCACGCAACCGCAGAGCUGAACUUUGCUUCUUUUCUUGACGGCAUGGUUCAUGACUUUGGAAACUAUAAACCUCAAGUAAGGGGAGGAGCAGUCGAGAAAGAAAUCGAGAGAGUGGACAAAGAAAACUUCAUAGAUUUUGCUUCAAACCUGAGAAAUUGGGGCUUUAGCUCCAAAACCGCUCGCAUCGCAGCGUCAUUGACCCCCACUGACCUGAACCUCCAGUUUUUCAACAAGUUGGCAUCGGAAUUCCAGAUAAGAAAGGCCAAAGAAGGUUUAAAGAACGGUUCGGUCAUGCUGUUUUCUCGUUUCUUGGUCUUGAGCCAAAUUAAACAGAGGAUAGAACAAAAAGGACCAACUGAAGGGGAAUUCGUUGUGAUGGCGAGCGAAAAGAUUUUUGUUGAUUGCAACCUCGAGGUCCAGCACGCCCAUCUAAAAUUUAUAGCUCCGAUUGUGUACGUUGUUAAAGAAAACACGUACUUACGUUUGAAAGGUGAGCAUGCCAAGGAGAAAGAAAAGGCGAGGUCUUGUAAUAGGGGAAAUGAUUUUGAUAGAAGAGGACCCCUCCACUGGGAUGCCGAGAAAGGUGAACCAGGUCAUGACGGCUACAGUUCAGGGAACCUGGCAAUUCUGGCGCUUGAAGUUCAGAACGGAGGCUGGCUCACUGUGAUUUCGGAAGGUGGUGACGGAGGAAGAGGUCAAGAUGGAGGUGACGGUUGCGAUGCUAUCGAAUUCAAUGCAUGGAACGACACAAAUCUCGUUGAUAAACAUUGCGGGCCUGAGCUAAUUUGCACAAUCGAGACUAUUGUUCCGACAGAUGGUCAAGCCGCGGGAAAAGGGGGGCUUGGUGCGCUUGCAGGCACACAGCAUAUUAUGCUCAAAACUGAAAACCCUUUGAUUAAAACGAGGUCCACAUUAGGCAAACAAGGCACAGGUGGUAGAGGAGGAUUCCCGGGUGGAUCAGGCAGGCCUUGUCAGUUAAAACAGAUUAAAGAAAUGGAUCCGUUCGAUUUAGAAAAUAUUUUUACAUUUGGCAUGAAAAUGCAAGUUCAAACAAUGGCAUUAUCUUUAGUUUACUUAAGCAUAAGUGCUCAUUGCAACUAUGCACUUGUUAAUGCUUCUAAAGGCCCCGAUGGUUUACCUUCACUUGAGACAAAUUCCAGAAAACAAAAGUUUCAUGAUAGUGACCUAUUUGGAACGGUCUUGGAACUCCGCAAGUAUCUCUCCAGUCAAAACCUUCCACUGGUACCUGAAUCAGGCGCAGGAAGACUUCUGAAAUUUUAUUUCAACUCUGACAAGUUCGUCACGCAGUUUUCCUACACAUCUCUCCUGGAAGCCGCAGAAAUUGACCUAGAAGCACCACACAACGGACACGACGACGCGAUUAAAUCACAACUGUUGUACUAUUCCAUCAUAUUGGAAUCAGUUCGUCAGUGGAGAGAAAUUCACCGUGACCACAAAACAGACGCUUUGGAAAUGGAGCUGAGCAGUUUGCUUGACACGUUGCGGACAUACAAUGAUGGAAAACAGGUUGUUCGACUCGCAGAAUUAGUUGAGUGGCAACUGCAUCGCCUUAAUGACGUCGGGACAGCCCUGAGAGACGUGAGCAAGUAUGAAUUGGUGGAUGCUGAGAAGAAGUCAUUAGCGAAAACGAUUGAAGCUGCAGCACAAAUGAUUGAAAAGGUUCAACAGCGUAACUUUGAAGGUAUGAAGCGGCAGGCGGAUGAAGAGUUUAGGAGUCUUCUUGAAAAAUUUGAUGUUAUGAGAUUCCAUCACAUAAAACAGGCCAAAACUCUCGCAGAACACCGAAAAGAAGUGGAAAGAGACAUGAUAAAAAAUAUUGGUUUGAGCAUUGUAAACGUAGCCUCAAUAUUGACGGGCCUGUUCUUUCCUCCAGCUGCAUUGGUGGGGCCCACUGUGUCAGGAAUAGUUCAUGCAGCUGUGCCCCAGCCAAAGGAACUUCAGUACACGCAGCAUGUUGAAAGAAUAAAACUAGCAAACGUUAUUUUACAAAAUAUGGAGCGUCAGAAAAAAGAGCAACGUGAAAAUAUGAUUCAUGCGAUGAAAGCAGUGGCGGAGUUGGAUGCAACAGACAAAUUCUUGAGCGACAAAAACCGAGAGACGAUUCAAAGGCUGAUUGUGAGGGAUGCACCACAUGUGGCGAUCGACUUUCAAAGCGUGAUGGAUACAGUGGACCUUGAUUUUGCGUCGAAAAUUGGAACAUAUCAACCUUCGUCUGAAAGUGACUACGAAAGUAGAAUCAAAAAGUUUGAAACUUCAAGACAGACUUUAAGAAGACAUAGUGUUGCACUGGGAACUGCAGCUGAAAUCGGGAAUACAUAUCUCCGCUACUCAAACGACAAGGCCAAAUUGAAUCAGAUAGACGAUGUGAUAGAAAAGAAUCUGGAGACUUUGAAAGAUCUUGGUGAAUAUGAGCAGAACUUGCACAAAACAUUCAAACCCCUCGUGGAACAAAUGCUGCAAACCUUCAAGUCGACAGCUUUGGAAUUGACGCAGAAAAAUUCAUUCGAACUCCUUUUCCAGAAACUUGAGCUCAAGCAAACGGCCAAAGCAUUCAUUUCACUCUUACAGAAAGUGACGCAAGACUUCUUUGCUAAAGACGAGGGAUUUUCCAUCAUUGUGACCGAUCUGCUAGACGUUCUGACCACUCUGGUAGAUGCCUACGAACAAAUCGAGCAGCUGAGGUUCAGAAUCAAACUGUUUGAUUUUCUUGGAAAAAUAUCUGGUGUCCAGUGCAGCACGGAAGAUUGCAACUCUCUUGAAAAAACAUCGCAACGUGUUAAGCUGAGGCAACUGGUGCGCGAGUUUGGCUUCGUCUACUCCGCGUACCGACAAGUUUCAUUUCCGUUCGGAACAGGAAAGGUGCAGGCAGUGGUCGACAAAAACAUCCUGGAACUGUUCUCAGCACCGAAGGAGAGGGUGGUGACAAUUCUCAAGAAUAAUCUCGAGCAGAUUCGGGACGUGCUGAAGGCUGAAAAAACGCAGACAGACAAAAAGGACGCUGACGUCAUCAAGACCGAAUUCUCGAUGUUGAAGUCAACAAAUCCCUUUUACACUUGGCGCCAUUCCGAGUACGAGACGAGCAUUAAAAAACUCCUCCAGGGCGAGCAGAUCACCUUGGAUGCGUCUGUUUGGUCAGUUGGCGUCAGAAACGCCGUCAAAGCCAACUGGGUUACCCUGAACAUCACCUCCGAAGACGAGAAGGUUGCCCAAACCCUGAGAGAACUGCUAGACCACUUCCACCUUGAAAUGGUGCGUGGAAAGCGAAGCUACUAUCGCUGUGGUGCAGGCAUAUACGCUGUCUCGGGCGAGGAACUCAACCUGACCCUGAGCUUUGAAACCAACCGCCAGGGAAACCCUGUAUCAGCCAAUGCAGCAGUUGAGAAGUUAAACGAAGGCAACGUGCCUCUCAGUCCCUACGUCCUCUGGAAGUUCAGACUCAGGCACGAGUCCAAAGAAGACCCUGAGCUACUUUUCCGCCAACUGGGGCAACUGGCUCCUGUUGUUGACCUGCACCUCGUCGGCAAGGGCAGCUACGUCAACGAAGGUGCUGACGUCUGCAACACACUUCUUAGCAAAACCUAUGAGCUUGUUGGGACUCUUUAGAUUUUCAGGGCUAUUAUAAUUAAAAUUCUACGAGAAAUGUAAUCAUUUUGGGCUUUGUAACAUUUUAUAUACUAUUCCGCAUCAAUUCAAAAUAAAUAUUUUAACCUAAAAUGUCACCAUUUCAUUCAAUUUUACCACCUUUCAGGCAAAUAAGACUUAUUAUCUAGAAAAUCAGUCAGA